Molecule: messenger RNA, 747 nt
Organism: Mytilinidion resinicola
Lineage: Eukaryota; Fungi; Ascomycota; Dothideomycetes; Mytilinidiales; Mytilinidiaceae
Exons: 2
Coding region: 146-691 (181 amino acids)
Source: RefSeq, a predicted model, not a curated record
UGCCCCCGCCGUUCCCGACUCCCUUCUUCUGAAAGAAUUGGAAGUUUUCACUUCCAUCAUCAAAUGGAAUUUUGCAAACUCCCGCAAUUUCAACAUAGGGUCGGUUCCUAUAUGGGACUUUACUGAAACAAAGCAACCAAGCCCAAUGGCACAUGUGGCAUUGGAAGCGGAGCAUCACCAUCUAUUCGAACAGCUCAAUGCCAAGUUGAAGAAACACUGGAUCAAGUACUGCGAGUACCAUCGCGCAAAGAUUUUCCUGGCAUCCUUGGACACGCGGGAGGAACUGAAGCACCUAUUGGGCCUUUGGCGUGUAUUUCGGGCAGUCGAGGACCUUUUUUUCAAAUUGUCUUAUCCUCCCGAUUCACCGGAUUCACCGGACCGGAUGGCAAACCUGCGCCGCCCGCCAGACCUGCACAGCCCGCCAGACCUGACGAUGCGAUACUUAUUACACCCAGACACCCUUGAAGCCUACGAAAUUGAUGGGCCCGCGUGUCUUGCUGAAAUCGUCCGAUCUUACGAACACCGCCAGCUCCUCCAGUUUGACAGCCUCUAUAGUCCGUUGAAUGAGCGCGAGGGGGAAGUGUUACAGUGGCAGGAUGAUGAAGGCAAUUUACACCUUAAACAGGGCGAGAGGACCUGGGUACGCCUGCGUACGCCGGCACUGGUGAGGGAGUUGAGGGGCAAACAUUGAUGAUCGAAGUUCGGGAAAUAUAUCGGCAUUGUCUGACCGUCGGCAGUUUUCUCGGG